Penicillium argentinense is the source of this 1041-nucleotide messenger RNA. RefSeq lists its product as uncharacterized. The transcript has a single exon. The coding region runs from base 1 to 1041 and encodes 346 amino acids. Lineage: Eukaryota; Fungi; Ascomycota; Eurotiomycetes; Eurotiales; Aspergillaceae. The record is from RefSeq and is a predicted model, not a curated record.
AUGCGCCUACAAGCAACCUGGCUAGGCGCCCUGGUCGUCCUCCCCCAAGCACUCGCAUCAUUGCCAAUGUUUUACUCUGAAUCAGCGAAUCCUUACCGAAACGACGAGCCGAAUGUCAAGGUCGAAACACUGUAUCAAUUCCCUGAGAACGAAUCCUGGGUCGACAACAUCGUCCUGCGACCUGAUGGAAAUCUUCUGCUCACUCGACUUGACGCUCCCGAAGUCUGGUUGGUAGACACCACAAGUGGCAACGCGACACUAGCCCACUCCUUUGCCAAUGCGACGAGCUGUUUCGGUAUCGCUGAGAUCGACGAUGAUGUCUUUGCUGUCGUCGUAGGAAAUUUCUCGACAAAGACGUACGCGCCGACCCCGGGCUCAUUCUCGGUACAAAAGUUGGAUUUCAAGAAAAUCAAUGCGAGCUCGGAUGAGCGUGUGUUGUCAGCUGCUGCCGUCUCGCAUAUUGCUGCUCUCCCCGAGGCACAGGCUUUGAAUGGAAUGACGUCUUUCACCAAGGACUCUCAUCUGGUACUGAUCGCGGAUAGCCCGAAGGGCGCAGUUUGGAAGGUGAAUACGGAGACUGGAGAAUAUGCGGUGGCGUUGAACGAUACCACGAUGAUGCCGGCCAAGGGACAGGCGUUGCCUCUGGGAAUCAACGGGCUGAAGCUGGUGGAUGGAUAUGUGUAUUAUUCGAGUACCACGCGAAUGGAAUUCUGCCGCGUCAAGGUGAACGAGGAGGCCAAGGCUGUGGGCGACUAUGAAGUGAUUGCGAGUGGGUUCUUGCCUGACAACAUGGACGUGGCUCCCGAUGGCACGGCGUAUAUCGCCACUGAUCCUCAGAACUCGGUCGUUCGUGUCACCCCGUACGGACAAAUCUCGCUCGUUGCCGGAGGGCAGCUUUCCACCGAGAUGCCAGGCCCCACCUCCUGCCGGUUGACAGAGGAUCGCAAGACGCUCUAUGUCGGAACCAGUGGAGGCCAGGUUGCGCCUGUGGCGGGGACUUUCAUGGAGCCCGGAAAGGUGGUGAAGAUCACAAUGCUGUGA